AUGGCCAAAAUGACCAACCAAUCCGAUUCCUUCACGGUGAUCCCUGUCCUGGACUAUUCGCUGUCGAUGUCCAGCAAAUCAGCCUUCCUGGCCGACCUCCGCUACGCGCUGGUCAACGUGGGGUUCUUUUAUCUCGUGAACGCUCCCAUCAAACCGCAAAUCAGACAAGACCUCGUGAAAAAGUGCAGGGCAAUCUUUGACCUUCCUCUGGAGAAGAAGCUCGAGAUCGAAAUGGUUAACAGCAAGCACUUUCUCGGCUACUCUCGACUUGGGGCCGAAAUCACUGCACGGAAGCAGGACUACCGAGAACAGUUCGAUUUUGCGACGGAGUUACCUGCUCCUGCACCGGACGAGCCCCUAUAUAGGAACAUUAGGGGCCCCAACCAGUGGCCCGAUGAGAAUGCAAUCCCAGGCUUCCGCCAAUCCGUCGAAGCAUACCUGGCGGAACUGAGCCCGGUGGCGGAGAAUUUCCAGGUCCUCAUCGCCGAGGCCCUGGAUCUGCCCCCAAACGCGCUGAAACAAUUCUUUGAUAAGCCGGUGCAGCAGAAGAUGAAACUAAUCAAAUACCCUCCGCCACCCAGCGACGCCGAAUCCCAAGGUGUUGGACCCCAUAAAGACUCGGAGUUCUUGACAUUCCUCCUGCAAGCUACUCCGCAUCACGGACUCGAAGUGCAGAAUAAAUCCGGGGUUUGGAUCUCGGCUCCACCAAUCGAGGGGUCGCUGGUCGUUAAUAUCGGGCGCGCCUUGGAAGCAAUCACCGGUGGUGUGUGUACGGCAACGACACACCGCGUGAGUCUUGCGCCAUCGAAUUAUGUCGAUGCGGAGGGGACGCCGCUGGGGCCCCGGUUCUCAAUACCGGUCUUUCAGGGGAUGAGUCUGGAUCUGUCGGCUGAGGAUAUCUCGUUGGAGUUUCCGGACCAUAUCAAGAUGUUGGCUGGCGAUGAGAAGGCACGGUCGGAUGCUGAGGCUACCUUUAAUAAGAUAUUUCGCGGCCGCACUGGCGAAGGAACGCUCAUCCACCGGAUCAUCAGUCACCAGGAUGUCGGCCGGAGAUGGUACCCUGAGCUGCUUGCGCGAGCGCUGGGGGAGUAUGAGAAACAGGGUCGGGGCCUUAAUUCUUCACAGUGA
Molecule: messenger RNA, 1128 nt
Organism: Aspergillus nidulans FGSC A4
Lineage: Eukaryota; Fungi; Ascomycota; Eurotiomycetes; Eurotiales; Aspergillaceae
Product: isopenicillin N synthase family dioxygenase
Exons: 3
Coding region: 1-1128 (375 amino acids)
Molecular function (GO): 2-oxoglutarate-dependent dioxygenase activity; iron ion binding
Source: RefSeq, a predicted model, not a curated record